GCUAGCCAGCCCAGUGUGUGUCUAUGUAGCGGGCAGCCCACAGUGCUUGCUGGAGCGCAGACAGAGGUUGGCGACAUGGCGGCGGACGGAAUGGUCCUCACGAACCACGACCACCAGAUCCGAGUAGGGAUUCUGACGGUCAGUGACAGCUGUUUCAAAAACUUGGCUGAGGACAGGAGUGGCAUUAACCUGAAGGACCUGGUCCAUGAUCCCUCACUGUUAGGAGGGUUUAUAGCGGCCUACAAGAUUGUUCCGGAUGAGAUAGAUGAAAUCAAGGAGACUUUGCUGGAUUGGUGUGAUGAGCAGGAGCUUAAUCUGAUCCUAACUACUGGAGGAACUGGCUUUGCACCGCGGGACGUCACGCCUGAGGCCACCAGAGAGGUGAUUGAGAGAGAAGCUCCAGGAAUGGCUCUGGCCAUGCUGAUGGGGUCCCUCAACGUUACACCACUAGGCAUGCUGUCUCGGCCCGUGUGUGGUAUCCGUGGGAAGACUCUGAUCAUCAACCUGCCGGGCAGCAAGAAGGGAUCUCAGGAGUGUUUCCAGUUCAUCCUGCCCGCUCUGCCCCAUGCCAUUGACCUGCUACGAGAAGCCUCAGUCCGGGUCAAAGCCACGCACACCGCGCUGGAGCAGCUGCCGUCGCCCCCUCCUCUGCUGGCCAACACCCACACCAUGGAGCGGGGCACGCAGUGCGAGGACGAAGAGGACGAAGAGGAGGAGAGAAGGAGAGGGCGACACUCUCACAACCACCAUCAUCACCAGCACGGCUCCUCCCACAUCACUGCUGCCGCCAUUGCUGCCAAGACUAGUCAUGCUGUGGUCAUGGCUAAGGGGGGUCCAUACUUGCCUGGCACCACACCUGCUCCCCCUAUUCAUUUCACCUGCUCUUGUAACCAUGACAACCAGAUUCCAGACUCAAUCAUCUCUCGAGGCGUUCAGGUGCUCCCUCGAGAUUCCGCCUCUUUAAGUUCCACUCCGUCUGAGUCGCCACGGGCAACACAGGCCACCUCCCGCCUAUCCACCGCCUCCUGCCCGACUCCCAAGGUGCAGUCCAGAUGCGGCAGCAAUGAGAACAUUCUUAGAGCCAGCCACAGCGCUGUAGACAUCAGUAAAGUUGCACGUCGUCAUCGUAUGUCUCCUUUCCCGCUGACGUCAAUGGACAAAGCCUUCAUCACUGUUCUCGAGAUGACACCUAUUCUUGGAACUGAGGUCAUCAAUUACAGAGACGGUAUGGGUCGUGUGCUAGCUCAGGACAUCUAUGCCAAAGACAACCUGCCUCCGUUCCCUGCCUCCGUUAAAGAUGGCUACGCCGUGCGAGCUGCUGAUGGCCCGGGAGAUCGCUUCAUCAUGGGAGAAUCACAGGCUGGACAACAGCCUACUCAUACAGUGAUGCCGGGUCAGGUGAUGAGGGUGACAACCGGGGCUCCUAUCCCCUGUGGAGCCGACGCCGUGGUACAGGUGGAGGACACAGAGCUGCUGCGGGAGUCUGAAGAUGGCACAGAGGAGUUGGAGGUGAGGAUCAUGGUGCAGGCCAGGCCUGGACAGGACAUCAGACCAAUAGGGCACGACAUCAGGCGUGGGGAGUGCGUGUUGGCAAAGGGGACUCACAUGGGUCCGUCAGAGAUCGGCUUGUUGGCAACAGUGGGAGUGACUGAAGUCAGCGUCCACAAGUUUCCUGUGGUAGCUGUCAUGUCUACUGGCAAUGAGUUGUUGAAUCCUGAAGAUGACCUCCACCCAGGAAAAAUCAGAGACUCCAACCGCUCCACUCUGCUGGCAACCAUCCAGGAACAUGGAUACCCCACAAUUAACCUGGGCAUCGUCGGAGACAAUCCUGAUGACCUGCUGUCGGCGCUCCACGAGGGAAUCAGCCGUGCUGACGUCAUCAUCACCUCAGGGGGGGUGUCGAUGGGAGAGAAGGACUACCUUAAGCAGGUGCUUGACAUCGACCUUCAUGCUCAGAUUCACUUUGGACGCGUGUUCAUGAAGCCAGGUCUUCCCACUACCUUUGCCACAGUAGACAUCGAUGGCGCUCGGAAACUCAUCUUUGCUCUUCCAGGAAACCCUGUGUCAGCAGUGGUGACAUGUAAUCUGUUUGUGAUUCCUGCACUGAGGAAGAUGCAGGGGAUUCUGGACCCCAGACCUACCAUCAUUAAAGCCAGGCUGUCCUGUGAUGUUAAGCUGGAUCCCAGACCAGAGUACCAUCGCUGUAUCCUCACCUGGCACCAUCAGGAACCACUACCCUGGGCACAGAGCACAGGUAACCAGGUGUCCAGUAGGCUGAUGUCUAUGCGUAGUGCCAACGGCCUGUUGAUGUUGCCUCCUAAAACAGAGCAGUACGUGGAGCUCCACAAGGGAGAGGUAGUGGACGUCAUGGUCAUUGGACGGCUAUGAUAUAGCCUAGGAUGUCAGUUGCCACCAAUUACCAUGGCAGUGCCAGGACUUCCUGUCUGGACAGGAAAUAGGUGGGGCGGAAAACAAUGCAUGUCUACCUGGUCGCCAUUCGCUGUGAUGUCAUAUGCAACAGCCAAUUGGAGCCAGCGGAGGCUGAAUCCUCGUUAGUCUGAGGGAAUCACUGUAUUUCAAAGAAGAAAAAAAAUAUGAAGAAAAGUUAAAAUGAGAUUUUAUUCUGUAAUAUUAUUACCCUGAUGAUGAUUAUUAUGAUAUUCUUAAUUGAUAUUCUAUAUUAUUAUUAUUGUUAUUGUUAUUAUUGUUCUGAAUAUUAUCAUGUCCGUAGUAAUCAUCCCAUCCUCUGUCCUGUCCCAUUUGCUCCUCUCCUGUGUCCAAACAGACGUGUGGAGGUUUGUCAGAGCUGAUCAGCUCCACGUCUGUUCUCCUUAUCUCCAGCCUCUCCCCCCCCCCCUCAUCCCUGCCUUUCUUUCUCCUUAUUUUCUCUUCACGCUUCGACUUCUCGCCACCCAUCUCUGCCCCUGCUCGGUUAUCCUCCUGCUGUUCUUCCUUCUCCUUCUCCUCCUCCUCCUCCCUGUCUUUUCUCUUCUUCUUUUGAGUUGUCUCCUCGCUCCGCCGUAUCCUCUGUCCGCCACUACAAACAGCGGUUCUCCUCGAUACCCGCUCAUUUUAGUAUCAUCACACAGGUCUUUGGAGCGUUUUAACGCCGAGGCCGCAUUCAGGUGCUCCUUUCUACGCUGGUUUACUGGUACAUUUCUCACACAGUUUAGGUUCCUGUUAAGGUCGGCAAAGUCCGGACCCACGAGGUCCACGGCUGCGAACCAAACCAUUAAUCUGUCCUGCCGUAUGGCCGAAUGGCAAAACCGUGGUUUUUUUUUUUUCCCCCACCACACAAGCGAAAUGGUCAGGGACGCCUCACAGUUGGUAAUGUGCGCCAUAACGGAGGCAGUUUACCCCCUUUCUGUUUACAACGCCGUCGGCUGCUGAACUGUAACGUCUUGGUAGCCAGUGUCUAAAAAGAGGUUGCAUUUUGCAAAUUUUAAGAGAGCCGCCCUGACGUGUUGCAUGCACAUCACGGGUCCCUCGGCCUCCACCAGUUCGCCGUGAGCUCACCUUUUUCUUUCUACCUGCGUGUGGAGUCGAAGGCUUCAAACAGUGUGUGACCCUUGACCCUGUACUGAGAGGCUGAUUCAAGCUGCCCCCUUCCCAUCUCUGAUGACCCGCCGCCGUCGUCGUCAUUAUCCUCUCGCUUUUGUCUUCCCUUCCCGCCCCUCACACCUCCGUGGCCACGAAGGGAGUGUCGUCCUCUCUCGGUGGGUUUGAUCGGGGAAGCGGGCGCCGUGCCCGGGUAGAUGUUCGAGCCAGACAAGUGACUAAUCUAUGCCGCAUUUAGAUGUAAUAGCUACUCAUGAACUCUUGUCAUACCCCCCUGGGAUGUUUCUGAGAGGACGCGACCACACGAGAAGUGGAACUGGGUGAUCGGAGCGUCCAGUGUCCCGCCUCCGGCUCCGGUGAAACUGUCUUCCCAUUUACCUUUCUAGCCCGGAGGUCGGAAACUUCUCAGUAUACUUGAAUGAAUUUCCUUUCUAUUUGAGGCGCAGAGCUUGUCCUGGUGACUGUCCAAGGAGAAUAAAUCAGACCCAGGUCAUUUUGAAUAAAAAGAAGCAGAUUACUGAUAAAACUGCCUUUAUACCAACUGAUUAUAAACCGCCGGGCUGAACUCGGCGUGUCUCACUGCACAGAUGAAACUAUGACCAGCACUUGUAAUGAAGCAAUGACACAGCAUUCUACUAUUAUUGUAUAGAUAUAAUAAAGGAUGUUUUUCUGUAAUGAUAUUAUUGAAACUGAAGAUGAAUUAAUAAAACUAGUCCUGGUUAUU
Lampris incognitus (smalleye Pacific opah) is the source of this 4282-nucleotide messenger RNA. It is a transcript of the gene gphna, whose product is annotated as gephyrin a. Gene Ontology annotation, molecular function: molybdopterin molybdotransferase activity. Gene Ontology annotation, cellular component: postsynaptic specialization; cytosol; dendrite. The record is from RefSeq and is a predicted model, not a curated record. Gene Ontology annotation, biological process: gamma-aminobutyric acid receptor clustering; Mo-molybdopterin cofactor biosynthetic process; glycine receptor clustering. The transcript has 24 exons. The coding region runs from base 76 to 2388 and encodes 770 amino acids. NCBI's taxonomy places the organism in Eukaryota, Metazoa, Chordata, Actinopteri, Lampriformes, Lampridae.